CUUGCAGUAUUCGUAGUCAAGUUUUUAUUCAUGACAAAAUUAAAAACUAUCAUAUUUUUGAUUGUUUUAAAUCAGAUUGUUAGUGGGAAUAUUAUUCCGAGUGAACGUGAUAAUGUUAAUAUUGAAAAUUUUGUUUCUGUUGGGUGGGAAAGCACAGAAAAUUCAAACAACUGGAUUUUCGAUCAAUUUCGACAUGUAGCAGAUGAUAUUGCUACGAAUGCUGCUAAAUUUGUGAGAGAAAAUAUUUUAAAUGUAAAAGCAAGGGCUGAUGAGCUAAUAAAUCAAAUAAAAAAUAUCGGUUUUUUGGGAUUACUUGCAGCUCAAGAAGCAUCCAAAUGCAUUCAUGAACAAUUUGAAAAUCAAUUAAAAACUUUAGCAGCGCGAGCUGAAGCAAGUGACAUCGAUGUUAAAGAUUGUACGAAAGUCAUGUAUACUUUUAGAAGCGCAGUAGCUAAUUUAAUCAGCAAUUCUAGUUUGUGCAUAACAGAAAAAUUGGAUAAAGCGACAUAUCUUUUUAUGGACGUUACGAAAAAAAGUGAUUUUGCUCUUAAUGCAGUAAGUAAUUUUUCGAUAGAAACUGCAAAAUGCAUGCAAAGCGUUCAAAAUGCUGUUGGAAUGUUUUCUGCUGCUAGGUGUACUCUUGAUGCGAAAAUCCAAGAAGGAUUCAAGAUUCUUCGACAGUUGCCAGGAAUAGCAGUUGAUACAGUUGAAAUAAUAGAUUUACUUGCUACUCUGCCAGAUACUCUACCACUAUGUAUGACGAAACAAACUUUCAAAUCAAUCGAAGAAGAAUCAAAUAAUGUUAUUGAUAGCGUUCAAACUUGCAUAAAUGAAAAACUUAAAAACUAAUUACAAUUGAUAAUUUCAGCAACAAAGUAAAUAAAUUUCAAUCACGGUGUACUAAUUCAUAUGUUUACAAAUGGUUCGAGGUAAAAAUUGAAAAAUUAAUUCUUUUAACAUUGUCUCGAUCGCUGCUAUACCGCGAACAGACACGACAAUACUCAUGGCUGUCAGUCAUAUGUUAAAUCACCGACUGAUCGAUCUAAAUCCACGUGAUAAUAGUGACGUUAUACGAAGUGGUAAUCUCGCGCGUACUCAAGACAGAUAAAUGGAUUCGCACAAGCGAGGGGACAGAAUCGCGUCUCGUUUCAAAGAACAACGACGAGAAAAACGCUGAGAUGUAUACUCACGCGCGUAUUUGGCUCACGCGUGUACAUUGUAAUAACUCGCAAAUAUUUAGUUCAUUUCUACAAUUUUGUUGACUCCUAAUUUUAUGGGCGUAUGACUUAUGAGUUCUGUUCAAUUAAAUACACCAAACGAGGCGAGAUGAAAUGAAA
Trichogramma pretiosum is the source of this 1337-nucleotide messenger RNA. RefSeq lists its product as uncharacterized. The transcript is spliced from 4 exons. Bases 31 to 849 code for a protein of 272 amino acids. The record is from RefSeq and is a predicted model, not a curated record. NCBI's taxonomy places the organism in Eukaryota, Metazoa, Arthropoda, Insecta, Hymenoptera, Trichogrammatidae.